AUGCAGCUCGACGUUGACGACCUGCCUCCCGAGCUAUGGCACCACGUCCUUGAGUACCUCCCGAGGCCCGACCAGCGCACCUGCCGGCUCGUCUGCCGUGCCUUCCACGGGCUCGCCACUGCUAUGGUCUUCGACCGUGUGGUAGUCACCUUCGGCGACUGGGACAUCUGGGAUGCGUUCAACGGAGAGACGAUGGAAGGCACCGUCGUGACCAACCCGGACGCGCAGGCGCAGCGAGAGGCGAGGACACUCGCAAUCCUCGACCACUUCGUAGCGGAUCCGUGGUUCGCGGGCAUGGUAAAGCACUUGGAGGUGCAUGCGUUUGAGAUGGAUGACGGGCUCAAGGCGGACACGACGUCGCUCAUGGCCCGACUGACGGCAGCCGUCCGGACGCUGCGCCAACUCCACUCGUUCGUCUGGCACGGGCAGGAUCCCAGUCUGCCACUCACCCUCGUAGAAGCACUCAGUACGUCCUGUCCAUUCCUGCGUAUCCUCUCCGUACCGAUGAAAUCGCUCCCACACCUGCCACUCACCACCUUCCGCACGCUACACACCAUCUCCAUUACCGACGCGGAGUACACACGGGACACAAUCACACACACCCUCUCCACCCCGCACUGCACCACCGAGCUCCCCUACCUGCACACGCUCCAGCUGCCCUACGCCCUCCCCGCGGACAUCCCGCUCGACCGCCUCCCACACCUCACGCACCUCGAGCUCGUCUCGAUGCACGCAUACACGGGUUUCGGCGCGCUCCUCCGGAGCGUCCCGCGCCUGCAGUCCCUCGCGCUCUUCUCGCCCGUGCACGAGCACGACCAGGCAGCCAUCUUCGGCGAGCUCGCCGCCGUGAAGGCGCACCUCCCGCACCUCGCCGCGCUCGCGCUCCAGGGCCCGACCCCCCGCGUCUCCGUCAUCAGCCCGCCGGAGCUCGCCCAGCUCUGCGAGUUCGUCCGCGGCCGCGCCGCCCUCCGCCGCCUCUACUUGACGUUCGAGAUUGCGACGGCGGACCUGGGCGUGUGGCUCGGGACGGUUAAGACGCUGCCGAACAUGGAGAUAUUCGACCUGAGGAUGCAGGACCAGCCGCUUGACCGCGCGUUCCUAAGCAGUCUCACGCGGUACCUCCCUCCAACCCUCUCCGCGAUGAAGCUCACCUCGGGCGGCCACCUCGUGAACAAGGAUGCCUUCGACGACUUCUGGGCACACUUCACGGCACUUGGCUUCCUCUACGUGCGCACCUGGGAAGCAACGGCUGUCUCCGUCCAGGACGUCGUCCGCGGUGCGCGCAAGCUCGAGCUCGUCGGGUACAACGGGCUCUUCCACGACGUCCAGUACGCCCGCCCCGGCGCAGACGCACACCCGGCCUCGGACUCGGACUCGGGAGCGGACGUGGACGUGGAGCCGCUCGCGCGCCCACCGUGGUCCGCGCGCAGGACGGCGCUGCGCGGGGUGGACGACUUCCGGUGCGAGGGCUGGGAGUGGCUCAUGCGCCACUUGACGAUCGUGCCGUGA
This is a messenger RNA of Rhodofomes roseus, 1509 nucleotides long. RefSeq lists its product as uncharacterized. The coding region runs from base 1 to 1509 and encodes 502 amino acids. Lineage: Eukaryota; Fungi; Basidiomycota; Agaricomycetes; Polyporales; Fomitopsidaceae. The record is from RefSeq and is a predicted model, not a curated record. Gene Ontology annotation, molecular function: protein binding. The transcript is spliced from 4 exons.